This is a messenger RNA of Ectocarpus sp. CCAP 1310/34, 1143 nucleotides long. The record is from the annotation of a GenBank genome assembly. NCBI's taxonomy places the organism in Eukaryota, Phaeophyceae, Ectocarpales, Ectocarpaceae.
AUGCCGCCGCCGACGAAUGUUAAGCAGCUUCGGAGCCUUCUCGGUGGACUCAGUUACUACCGGAAAUUACUCAAGAAUUUCGCCACCAAGGUGCGGCCUCUCAACUCUCUUCUCAAACAAGUUGUCCCGUUCGAGUACACCCCGGGCAUGGUCAAGGUUGUCAAAACGUUGUUAAGCGAACUCGCCCGCCCCCCGAUUUUGGUCUUCCCGGAUUGGGCAGCAAUCGAGGACAACAGCCGUCCUCUUGGUUUGUGUUCUGACGCGUGUAUCGACGGUUUUGGCGCCUCCUUGGAACAAGAACAGCUCGAUGGCUCGGUGGGACCCAUCGUGUACAUCAGCCGCGCUACUCUUCCUGCGGAGCGUAACUGGACCGUUUUGGAUCUGGAGGCUGGUGGCAUUGUUUGGGCCAUCAAACGCCUUCGCGGUUAUCUGUGGUCGACCAAGUUCAUCAUCUAUUCGGACCACAAAGCCUUGGAGAGCAUUGGCAAGGUUGGGGAACACAACGCUAGGGUGCAACGAUGGCUCGAAUUUCUGUCCAACUUCACCUACACCCUGAAAUAUCGGAAAGGUUACGCAAACGGCAACGCGGAUUUUCUUUUGCGGUUGCCUUUACCAGCACAAGACACUGACAAAACCGGCCCCGACUGCAUUGAUGGUGUCGAUCAAGCGGGUGUUUUCCUCAUUUGGGCUUGCGGGCGCAACUAUCACUCGUCGUCUACACCGGAGGGGCCUGGUACGGUCGUCGGCGUCGACUUCUUCGGACCUCUGCCAGUGACUGCCAAGGGCAACUCCUACAUUUUGUUGUUCACAGACCGUUUCAGUCGGAGAGCCGACAUGUUCGCAGUUACAGCGGCGGAAUUUACGGCGAGAGGGACGGCUCACAUCUUCGUCAACCAAUACAUGACCAAGUGGGGAUGUCCGACUACGUUAUUGUCGGACAACGGACUGCAUUUCUGCUCGAAGCUCUCCAUGGCGAUCUACGAGGUGAUGAAGAUCAAGAAGGUCACCACCAGCUCCUACCACCCACAGACCAACGGCGGCACGGAACGCGUCAACCACACGAUGGCCCAGAUGCUUGCGGUGGUCUUCAACGAACAGCAAAACGAUUGGGACAUACAUCUCCCGCACGUUGAGUUUGCCUAG